AUGGCGGGCAGAAUGGUGCUGUACAAGCUGGUGGUGCUGGGCGAUGGUGGUGUUGGCAAGACGGCCUUGACCAUUCAGCUGUGUUUGCAGCAUUUCGUCGAGACGUACGACCCGACAAUUGAGGAUUCGUACCGCAAGCAGGUUGUCAUCGAUGGCCAGCCCUGCAUGCUCGAGGUCCUCGACACGGCCGGCCAGGAGGAAUACACAGCGCUGCGAGACCAAUGGAUCCGAGACGGUGAAGGCUUUGUUCUAGUCUACAGCAUCGCAUCCCGCUCGUCCUUUACCCGCAUCAAGCGCUUCCACCACCAGAUCCAGCGCGUCAAGGAGUCUCUGCCUGUGCCCAUCAUGCUUGUGGGCAACAAGAGCGACAGAGUCACCGAGCGGGAGGUAUCGACCCAGGAGGGACACGCCCUGGCUCGGGAGCUUGGCUGCGAGUUUGUCGAGGCCUCGGCCAAAAACUGCAUCAAUGUCGAAAAGGCCUUUUACGACGUCGUUAGGAUUCUACGCCGACAGCGCCAGCAGGCCUCGCGACCGCCUGCGGGCGCAAGCGGCCGCGCUCGAACAAGCAAUGGCGAUGUAGGCGGCGGAGGCCGAGACACGCACAAGUAUCGGCGCGGCAAGGACGGCGACAAGGGCAAGUCCAAGUGCAUCGUGUUAUGA
Messenger RNA from Trichoderma breve, 660 nucleotides. RefSeq names its product ras family domain-containing protein. Gene Ontology annotation, molecular function: GTP binding; GTPase activity; GDP binding. The transcript is spliced from 3 exons. Gene Ontology annotation, cellular component: plasma membrane. The record is from RefSeq and is a predicted model, not a curated record. The coding region runs from base 1 to 660 and encodes 219 amino acids. Lineage: Eukaryota; Fungi; Ascomycota; Sordariomycetes; Hypocreales; Hypocreaceae. Gene Ontology annotation, biological process: signal transduction.